Suillus subalutaceus is the source of this 3437-nucleotide messenger RNA. RefSeq lists its product as uncharacterized. Gene Ontology annotation, biological process: regulation of DNA-templated transcription. Bases 48 to 2999 code for a protein of 983 amino acids. The transcript has 8 exons. NCBI's taxonomy places the organism in Eukaryota, Fungi, Basidiomycota, Agaricomycetes, Boletales, Suillaceae. The record is from RefSeq and is a predicted model, not a curated record.
GUGUUCUUCUCGAGGGACAAGCACGGUAGAAUACUCUAGAUGGGUACAUGAGCCAUUCACUUUCCUUACAUGAUGUGGUCGGUUCUCCUCCACACAAACGCAGGUGCUUCUCACUUCACGAGGACCACGAUGUCGACCUUGAAACUAAAUCCGUGACAGAAGAUGAAGCCGACCUUGGAAUACGCCAGCUUAUUGCUGAGGAGAUCGACCUGGAAAUUGCUAUCCGCCAACGCCUUCUAAGCACCAUCGACUCUCGCAUAACAUGGGCACUUAUGCUACAGGAGGCUCUCGUCCGGGACUCGUCCACUCCGGUUCCUGAUGCUACACCAGACGACUUUCAAGAGGCUGCUUUAGAUGCCCUGAACGCUGUCGAAGUACCUUGCGCAUUCUUAUUUGAUCGAGAAGAGUCGGUAUACGACGACCCUGAACCUCCCUCUCUUCGUUCAUUUUCCCCUGUUGCCCCAACACAGCGCGAGCGAAUACCUCCGAAGGUCAGGCCGACGCGUACGGCUGCAGCAAAACUUCACCCGCAGAAAAAGCUGCUUUAUAUCCGUCUGCCCCCUUCACAGAUAGCCGUCGAUGAGCAUAUUGCUAUUCUUACUUGCCCUACUUGUACUCGCACGCAGUUCACCACCCUUCAAGGGCUCUUGAAUCAUGCGCGGCUUGCUCAUGGUAUUGAGUGGGCCAGCCACGACGCGUGCAUCACGGCUUGUGCUGUUCCAGUACCCUCCAGUGAUGAGGCGGAGAAAGAUCGGGUCGAGGAGGAAGGUGUUGAAGUGCCUUGGGGAGGCAGUGUUGUCGGUCUACAACGACUUUUCGAACGAGCUGUCGGUGUCAAUCUUCCCGCGUCUCUUGUUUCCGAAGAAGGACAGGGAGCUGCUGGCGCGGCAGCCAUACCCAGCACCCUACUUUCACGCACCCUCGGUUUACAUGCAGACUCCCCUGCCCUUGCUACGUUUCUUGGAAGAACCCCGAAGCGGAGAUGCAUACAUGCUUAUGAGGAAGAUACAGAUGUGGACAUUCUCAGUAUCGAUACUGCUCCACGCAGGCCUUCUCCCAGUUUCGAAAGUAGGGAAGGAGUUGCGAGGAGAGCAUAUGAGGGCGUUAGUCGUCAUCCUUGGCGAAUGGCUUUUCCGCAUCGAAAUAGAGCUCGCCCUGAACUCGAUCUUGUUGUUGACGCGCCUGCCCUUGUUGAUAACGUUGCAGAAACCACAGCAACUCCUGCGAUACCAGGAAGCACAACUUCACGAUUCCAUAUCACCGCUCGUGUGCAUAUCACAGAUAGAAGUUUAUUCAUCUCGCCAAGCCGACGUGUAGACCUCAGUAUUCCGCCAUCGCAUACUCACCGGUGGAUGCUCAGUGUCACUGCUCCUUCUUACUCGAUACCUCUGGCCUCAUUCAUGAUACGCUUGACAGUUUUGGCGGUGGCUCCAUCUGAUAAUACACAACGGCAACCUUGUACUGUGGACAAAGUACCCUUCGCCAUCAUAGGCUCAUCUUCUGAGCCCUUUCUUGCGAAGGUCGUGAUGGAGUGGGCCAGUGGCGGGAGAAUGGAAGUAGAGCAUUGGAUCGAUCUUGACCCUGGGAACGCAGCGAGCUCUGUUCUUGGUUCAGAACAAGUUCUCGAUGUCGAACUUGAUAGAGGGACACGCCUCCUCCCCGUCCCUCCCGGUCCUCCACCGCAUAUUCCUUCCUUGGAACGUGAACCUGCAGAGAUUACGAGGCAAUCUGUGACAAAACCUCAAGAAUCUAUAAAUGAAUUAGGAUACGAGAAGGUUCUGCGGAGUUUGUUGCCAAGAGUCCCCAUGACACUCAAAGAUAUGAAGUUCCGUUCACCUUUCCAGGUACCAUAUAAGCUCGUUCCAUCACCGGUGCAUCUUCUGGCGCUUGUGCCUGGGAGACGGAAGGCUAUCGAAUGGGGAAGAGCUCGAGCACUGCAAGCACUUUAUGUCCAGCAUGCAGCCUCGGCCUCCGCAGAAUUGAUGUCCCUCACUGUUGGUGAUGUCUAUGCCUUCUUAGAAGAUUCGGGGCUUUUUCCCCGUUCGUCCUCGAAGAUCGAAGAUCUUGUCCCGAGUGCGAAAGAUAAGAAGGACAAAGUGAAGGAUAAGGAUAGGGAGACAGAAUCCGCGCUUCUGCCGGUGGAUGAACCCUGCUUUGUCUGUGGCAUAAAGAAACGCUUCCACCCCGCACUUGCUGUCACCACCAAAGUGAAGAAGGAGCCUGUUUUCGACGAGACAGUAUCAUGGGUUUGCGAUAUCGUUCCGCCGCACGAACUUGAGCGGGGUUUACGAAUACCCAUCAUUGAUUUGACGAAGAUUUUUGGAGGUGGACUAGAAACUGCCCUAUACGCCGGGGAAGCUGCGGGAGAUGGGCGAGGGCUACCGCAUCAACCUAUGGCUUCUUCUCAAAUACUCAGACCUUGGCGUUAUUCUGCGCGGCAGAUUGUCUCAUUAAGUCCACCGGACCUCAUUCUUGCUAUUCAUAGGAGCGUCGGAUCUUUGCGACUUCCGCAUUUUCCUGAACUUCCCUCUCCGUCUCUGGACAAGCGUCGUACAAAUUCGGAGAUCGAAGAGGCAUUUGCACCAUCAGCACUACUAGCCGCUGUGCUCAAACCGUUUAUUGCCGUCCUCGUGCGCUCUGCAGUGGACGUUGCAAAACGGGACAUUGCGAUUGCAUCUGGUGCUGGAAAUAGUAGUACUGUUGCAGUUGCUGGACAAGGCAAGGUGACACGAACCAAGCGAGGAAGAAAAGUAGGGUCUGUUCUAACUCCAGGACACAUCUUACGAGGGCUGUCGUUGCCUAAUCCUGUCCACGGUAGCGGGCUCACUGCGACUACUCUCAAAGACAUGUUGGGGCUUUGUCUGACGGGAGUGAGAGUCCCUGUAGAGUUUGGACGAUCGUUGACGCGGACUUCUCUCCGUCAGAUUAUGGAUCGAGAUGGCAGUGUGGAAAUGAGGGAGGCGGGUGAAAGUGGUGUGGUUAAAGUUGAACCACCAUGAUGGGUGGGACUUGGUAUUAGAAGUGAAUGUUCAUCCUCUGAGUCCGACGCUGGCGGCAAGUGCAGCCUUUUUGUAUAUCCAUUGUGAUCCUGGACUCUGCAAAACAGAAUGCACGCCUUCCGAAAAUGGAUCUCCCUGCCUUGAGAGUGGCGGGUCAAUCGAUUCUAUUUUUAGAUAUACUGCACAUGUUUUGGACGUGGAAAAUUACAAUCAAAUUUGGCUCUGAUCAGUAUUCAGUGUUACAGUUGGGUGUUGCAAUCGGCGCGUGUCCUUGCAAAUGACAUUUGGUAAUGUAAAAUAUUCCAAGAGACCUCAAUUGUGAUGCAAAACGCGACAAUAAAUCCAUUUUGCAGAUUAGUGUCUUCGGUCGUCGUCACCGACUGUAAUGGCCAUUGCAGUCGUUGACCUUACCUCCGAUGUCAUCUGCCUAUCACAUGA